This is a messenger RNA of Xenia sp. Carnegie-2017, 2244 nucleotides long. RefSeq names its product neurogenic locus Notch protein-like. Gene Ontology annotation, cellular component: extracellular matrix. The transcript is spliced from 11 exons. The record is from RefSeq and is a predicted model, not a curated record. Gene Ontology annotation, molecular function: protein binding; calcium ion binding. NCBI's taxonomy places the organism in Eukaryota, Metazoa, Cnidaria, Anthozoa, Malacalcyonacea, Xeniidae. Bases 1 to 2067 code for a protein of 688 amino acids.
AUGCUACUGGUCACUGGCAGACUGGCGGCAGUGGACACUGGUACUUUAUCAGUGGUCACUGAGGUUCCAAAUCCCUGCAAGCCAAAUCCAUGUAAAAAUGGUGGACAAUGCAACGUAUUGGGUAACAUUUACACCUGUAAAUGCAAGCCUGCGUUUGGUGGUAACAAUUGCGAACAUUCUCAAACAACAUGCUCUGCGUCUGGUGAUCCUCAUUACACCUCGUUUGAUGGCAAAAGAUUUGAUUUCAUGGGAGAUUGUGAAUACGAGUUUGCAAAAGACUGUAGUAAAAACAAACUUUUUACUGUCCUUACCAAAAAUGUGCGUUGUGGACGGCGCGUUACCUGUACAGCGGCUGUUAAGAUUAUUAUAGCUGGAUACUUCAUUCAGCUGACACGUGAGCGUGGAACAGUAGUUGUAAACGGAAUUAAGCUGACGAAAUUCCCAAUAAUCCGUCCAGGAUUCAAAAUCACCAAUCCCAGUUGGAGAUGGUUGAUUUUCACCACAGAUAUCGGAAUGACAGUGGGUUGGAACUUUGGGUCGUACGUAAAAGUCACCGUUUCUGGAAAAUACAAGGGAAUGAUUUGCAACACAUCUCUAUGUGGCAACAACAAUGGUCGUCAAGACGACGACCAUUACUACAGUAGAAAAUGUGCUCCACCACCAACACCAUGUAUCCCUGAUUCCACAAAGAAAGCUGUGAUUGAUAAAUGUCAUUUGAUGAGCGAUCCCAGCUCACCAUUCCAUGGUGCAUGUAACCGUUAUUUUGAUCCAGUAAAUUUGAUCAGUAAUUGUAAAUAUGACGCAUGUCGCUGCACCGAUCCAAUGGAAUGUGUUUGUAACGCUUUCGCUGCUUACAGUAAACUUUGUGUUGAAUAUGGUGGUCUUAUUGACUGGAGAUUCAAUGGAACUUAUUUGUAUCCAAAACUCAAAGAAUGUGAGCAAACAUGCAGUAACAAAGGAGAAAUUUUCACAGAAUGUGGAUCUGCUUGUGCGAAAACAUGUCGUGAUAUAUCACGUGGUAUAAGAUGCAGUGAAAUCUGCAUUCCCGGAUGUCAUUGUCCCAAAGGAUCUUACUUGGAUGACAAGAAUCGUUGUGUUCCUAUGAAGAGAUGCCCAUGUUUCUUUGAAGGAAAAUACUAUAAGCCUGGCGAAAAUGUCAAAGUUGGACGAUGUAAAACCUGUACGUGUAAUAUGGGAGCUAUGGCUUGUGUUGAAGAUCGAAACUGCUCCUCUAAGGGUCCUUGUGAGUCUUUCCCGUGUAAAAAUGAUGGUUUUUGUAUUGAGGAAGGAAAUAAUUUCACUUGCAUUUGUGCCAAGGAAUAUCAAGGAAAGACUUGUGAAGAGUUAAAGCCAACACCGUGUGACUCAGGUCCUUGUAAAAACAACGGUACUUGUACAAACAAAGGCGAUAACUUUACAUGUGAAUGUGCUGAUGGUUUUGAAGGCAAAACUUGUGAAGUCAUGAACGCUUGUGCCAAAGAACCAUGUAAGAAUGACGGUGUUUGUGCAAGUAAUGGGUCUUCUUAUCAAUGUGAAUGUAAAUUUGGUUUUAUGGGAAAGAAUUGCCAAUAUAUGGAUGCUUGUGCUAAAGAACCAUGUCAAAAUAAUGGUACUUGUACAAGUGUUGGGUCCUCCUAUCAAUGCAACUGUACAUCUGGUUUCAAUGGAAAGAAUUGUGAGGUUAUGAUCAUGUCAUCGUAUAAAGAGUGCAGAGAGUAUCAAUUGUUGAACGAGAGUACCAGAAAUGUUGAAUAUCGUCAAGGUGGAAGUUUACAAUGUGACAGACGUCUCACAAAAGGAUGGUACAGAUUUGGUGGUGGAGCUGGAACCAAAAUGUCUGAAUCCUGCGUUCCAAAAAAUCGAUGUGGCACGCAUGCCCCUGGAUGGUUAAAUGGAACUCAUCCCACUGUGGAUGAAGGAAAUGUGACCAGAAAUGUCUGCUAUCAUUGGCGUAGUAAAUGUUGCUUAUGGUCAAAUGCUAUUAACGUCAUAAACUGCGGUCCAUAUUUUGUUUACAAUUUAGGUACUACGCGAUUCUGCUAUUUAAGGUAUUGUGGCACAGACUAAAACACAACAAUUGUGUUGGACAUUUAUGUAGUCUUACUGAGCUUAUUCUUAUCCUACAAGGCGCACGAAUAAUAUGAUUUAUAGAAUUUAGGUUAAACCAACUUCGCUUUGGGAAAUUUAUUUCUUGUAUUUUUAUUAAUUGCACGUUAGACCAUUAAAGUUUUUGCAUAAAAUGUA